CCACCACAUCUUAUUCAGUUCCUUGUCACCGACACCCAACAAAAUAAGCAUUUUCUGGCCGUUGUUGGGUACCCUGUGCCCCAUUGUCUCAGUAAUGUCUCUAGACGCUAUGCCUCGAAGAGGGGGGAGGAGGACCACAAACCAUCUUUUUGUGGGACCGCUCCACCACUUAAACGGCGCCGUUUAAGGGAUAUUUUCCGUUGUCCCUUCAUUAUAGGUUUUAGAUUGCUCCUUCUCAGCGAGUGUAGAGAGUGUUUGUCAGUUUCUCACUGUGCGGAAACAAGAGAACUCACAGAGAACUCAAAGAAAAUACAAAAGGAAUCUACUGGCUUUAUAUAUCUAGGUUUCUGGGGUAUUGGAAUGGGAAAAUCUCCAGGGAAAUGGAUCAAGUCCCUUAUUCUUGGGAGGAAAUCAUCAAAGUCUAAGUUGUCCAGAGGAAAUGAUGCUUCGAAAUCUGCCGAUAAAGGAGAGGUUUUGGUUUCUUCUGAAGCACCUAUGUCUGAUAAAACUGUGGAUCAUUCAAUAAUUUCACAACUGGCUCCUGCUGUUGGUGCUAGAAGUGGAGAGGAUUCAGAACAUGGAGCAACUGCUAAGUUGCAAAAUGAAGGGUUUACUUUUCCUUUUGCACAAAGAGAUGAGAAUGCAGAAGAAAACAUGAAAUUGGGUUCUGAAGGAGAUCCUGAGAGAAUCAGGCAUGAAACAGCUGCUACGAAGGCACAGGCAGCUUUUAGAGGGUAUCUGGCUCGCCGUGCAUUUCGAACACUUAAGGGCAUUAUAAGGCUGCAAGCUCUUAUCCGUGGCCGCUUGGUUAGAAGACAAGCAAUUGCUACCUUACGUUGUGUGCAUGCAAUUGUUAAACUUCAGGCAUUGGUUCGCGGUCACAAGGUUAGAUGUUCUACAGUUGGGAUUGAAGUGCGGAAUGCAUGCAACAUGGGAAAAGUUCAGGGUGCUAUAUGUUCAGAUUCUUCUGGAAUAUCUGCAUCAACUCCAGUGGAGAAGCUGAUAAAGAAUGUAUUUGUUCAGAAGCUUUUGGCUUUAUCAUCUGGCGCAAUACCUCUUAGCCUCCACUAUAGUCCUGAGGAGCCUAACUCGUCCUGGGAGUGGCUGGAGCGCUGGACAGGGUCACACUUACGGGAAUCCCAUUUAAAACCAAAGAAUAAUGUUGAGCAUGAUACAGUUGAAAAAAUAGAAACUGAAGAAGGCAAGCAAAAACGAAGUGUUCGGAAAGUAUCCCGAGCUAAUGCUGAGAACAGCUCAGGUCGAUCAAAUAAAGUGUCUGAAAGACCAAAACGCAAUCUGAGAAAACUUCCAAGUCACCCAAUAGAUUCAGUUCAGGAACAUCCACAAAAUGAAUUUGAGAAGGUAAAUCGCAAUUUAAGAAAAGCUUCUGAUUCUGCAAAAGAUGCUCGUGAAAGAUUCCAUAUUGAUAGUGGGAAACCAAAGCGCAAUGUGAAAAAGUCAUCCAUUGCUGCUGCCCCUGAAGUUUCAGAGGGCACUAAUGAUAUGGCAGUGGUUGUGAUGAAAGGAUCUGAUGAUGAUGCAAGUCCAAAACAUACUGUUGUUAGUGCAUUACAAGAGCAUCAUGAUUUAGACUCGCAACAUGCGGGGAACAAUAGUAAAGUUCAUGAUAUUCAAGAGACAAUUAAGCAAUUAAACCCUAAGGACUAUAACACUGGAAAUGAGAACCAGAAAAUCAGUGAGAGAAGAGCUUCGUUUCCUCCAAAUAUCAACAAUCAGGAGAAUGGCAUUCAUAAUACGCCAAAAGUGCCCAGCUAUAUGGCACCAACUGAAUCUGCAAGAGCAAAGCUGAGAGGACAAGGAUCACCUAGAUUUGCUCAAGAUGCAAUUGAGAAUAUUGGUACAACCAGAAGGCAUUCUCUGCCAUCUUCCGCUAAUGGCAAGUUUCCUUCAAUGUCACCACGAGCACAGAAACUGGUCCAUGCAGCUGGCAAAGGAGUGACCGGAAGUGAUGUAUCGCUAUCUUCUUCCAGAGAUGACACUGUUUCAGAUAAGGUGAUUAAAGCUGAGUGGAGGAGGUGAUUUUGCAGGAGGAAUGCUUCGUAGGAAGCAGGUGAAAAAGGUCUUGUCUACUAAGAGAAGUCCGCAAGUUGCAGCAAGUCAUACAGCAGAAGUUGCUACAAGCGUUGGACAAAAGCUGAUGUAUAUCUAGUGCUGGGUCAUUUCGUGUUGACCUCCAUGUGAAUAAUUAGACAGUGCAGAAAGCAAGCAGGGUGGAAUUUCCCUGGGCCAACUGAAAAACAAUUCAUGAAAAAUGGGAUUAAUUUAAUCUGUAAUCACUAAAUUUUGGGUACAAUAAUUUGUGAAACAAAAAUCAUUGAACUAUUAAAUUCCAAAAAAAAUUUAGUGAGAUUCCUAAUA
This is a messenger RNA of Hevea brasiliensis (rubber tree), 2379 nucleotides long. Its product is annotated as protein IQ-DOMAIN 29. Gene Ontology annotation, molecular function: protein binding. The transcript is spliced from 8 exons. The record is from RefSeq and is a predicted model, not a curated record. Lineage: Eukaryota; Viridiplantae; Streptophyta; Magnoliopsida; Malpighiales; Euphorbiaceae. The coding region runs from base 361 to 2040 and encodes 559 amino acids.